Molecule: messenger RNA, 2508 nt
Organism: Canis lupus familiaris (dog)
Lineage: Eukaryota; Metazoa; Chordata; Mammalia; Carnivora; Canidae
Gene: SORD
Product: sorbitol dehydrogenase
Exons: 9
Coding region: 156-1226 (356 amino acids)
Biological process (GO): D-sorbitol catabolic process
Molecular function (GO): zinc ion binding; L-iditol 2-dehydrogenase (NAD+) activity
Source: RefSeq, a predicted model, not a curated record
CAGGGACGGGGAGGCCCCGCCCCCGGCCGGCCGUGCGCCUUUUCUGACACCCGGGGCCUCCCAGCUCUAACCGUCCCUGUACCCUGGCGGGGCUGUCACUCGAGCCACCACACGUCCCGCGGACUGCAGCCUCGACCCAGGAGGGAGAGCACGACAUGGCGGCGGCCAAGGCCGAGAACCUCACCCUGGUGGUGCACGGACCCGGAGACCUGCGCCUGGAGAACUAUCCUAUCCCAGAACCAGGCCCAAAUGAAGUACUGCUGAAGAUGCAUUCCGUCGGAAUCUGUGGCUCAGAUGUCCACUACUGGCAGCAUGGUCGAAUUGGGGAUUUUAUUGUGAAAAAGCCAAUGGUGCUGGGGCAUGAAGCUUCAGGAACAGUCGUAAAAGUGGGAUCACUGGUAAAGCACCUAAAAUCAGGGGAUCGUGUUGCCAUCGAGCCUGGUGCUCUGCGAGAAAUGGAUGAAUUCUGCAAGAUUGGCCGGUACAAUCUGUCACCAUCUAUCUUCUUCUGUGCCACACCCCCUGAUGAUGGGAACCUCUGCCAGUUUUAUAAGCACAACGCUGACUUCUGCUACAAGCUUCCUGACAAUGUCACCUAUGAAGAAGGGGCCCUGAUUGAGCCACUGUCUGUGGGGAUCCAUGCCUGUCGGCGAGCUGGAAUCACCCUGGGGAACAAGGUCUUAGUGUGUGGAGCUGGGCCGAUUGGACUGGUCACUCUGAUUGUGGCCAAGGCAAUGGGUGCAGGUCAAGUGCUGGUGACUGAUCUGUCUGCCUCUCGGUUGUCUAAAGCCAAGGAAGUUGGGGCUGAUAUCGUCCUCCAGAUCUCCAAGGAGAGCCCUAAGGAAAUAGCCAGUAAAGUGGAAGAUAUGCUGGGGUGCAAGCCAGAAGCGACCAUCGAGUGCACAGGGGUGGAGUCCGCCAUCCAGUCAGGCAUCUAUGCUACUCGUGCUGGGGGGACCCUGGUGCUCGUAGGGCUGGGCUCCGAGAUGACCACGGUGCCCCUAACACACGCAAGCACCCGGGAGGUGGAUAUCAAGGGCGUGUUUCGAUAUUGCAACACGUGGCCGAUGGCAAUUUCAAUGCUUGCGUCCAAGGCUGUGAAUGUAAAGCCCUUAGUUACUCAUAGGUUUCCUCUGGAGAAAGCUCUGGAGGCCUUUGAAACAGCCAGAAAGGGAACGGGGUUGAAAGUCAUGCUCAAGUGCGACCCCAACGACCAGAAUCCCUAAUAUUAAUUGGGCUCUGCCCUCAUCCUCCCACCCCCACACAGAGCCAGUAUCUCAGGGCAGGUGGGCUUUGAUGCAGAAGUUUCUUUUGAGUAGCAGAAAUAAUUAAAAUAAUUCAUUAUAAGCAGAGAGCCUUACACAGAGGAAUUGGUGUGCCUUAAAAACACAGUAGGGAGAGUUUGGGGGAAUUUGCAGCCAGAGUGACCUACUCAUCCAGAGCAAAGUUCAGCAAAUGGAGCCAGGUUAGGCAGGUGCUGGGAACUCCCCUUCUUCCUGGAGUGCCUAAAUCAGGAAAGAAAUCUGCCCCUUGGGUUCCUGGUUCCACUGUGACUGGCCAGUUGGGGGGUGGGAGCUAAAUUAUGAAGAGAUAACUUUAUCCAGACUUGACUGGCACAGAAAUUGAUUUUCACGAAAACCUCAGUUUGUGACAUGAAUGUGUCAGCCAUUUUUAGAGCACAGUGUUUCUAGAUAUAAGUGCUAUUUAGUUUGAUGAUAAAAGGAGACUUUAAGGGACUGACCUUCUUGGGUCUAGGAUAAGUUUUAAGUCAAUUUAAAAAAACCCACGAACUGAAAUCCCACAUGAGGGCCAACCAGCUUGCACAUCCUCCAAAGGUAGAAAUAGGGAAGUUCUCAGUACAGCUUGAAGAUUGCCUCUUCUUCAACUCCUGAGAACUGUGUAACCUAAACUGUCUUCCCAACACCCCCCUCCCCCCACCAACCCAUCUGCAGAUUCAGAGGCAGUCACCUGGGGGGGGGGGGGUCCUUUGUCGCUAGGCAACCAGGAGGCUCCUUCCUCAGGGCAGCAGUCAAGGGGAGUCCUCCUGGGAGACCUGCCCAGGAGGGUUUGGCCAGUGUACCUGUCCUCCCCCUCCAGCCCCAGGCUUAGCAUUCCCUUCACCCUCCCUGAUGAUGAUGAUAGGCAAUUCCAUUUAUUUCUGAUCAUUAUAAACAGUAAUCCCUCCUCCUUACCUGUUAACACUCUUGUUAUCUUUUCUCUUGGAAUGAUCUUUCCAAUUGUAUUUUAAUCGUGGAGCUUUCCUCUGUAAACACGAUUUGGGUCCAAAUCACUUUAUGCGCAUUUGUGACUUUGAGAUUAUUAGUCAAGAAUGAGGAUAUUACAGCUGUGACUUAACUUGGGUUGCAGCCUUUUAAUCCUUGCCUUCAGCUGGGAGUGGAGGGUGAGUUUGAAGAGGCUCUGGCUUUCUUGUGACUGGGGAGAGCUGUGACCAAUGCUUGGAAUUCCUCAAACUGCUUUGGGUAAUAAAUUGUCCUUGUGGUGCCUGAC